Messenger RNA from Charadrius vociferus (killdeer), 5328 nucleotides. It is a transcript of the gene PPL, whose product is annotated as periplakin. The record is from RefSeq and is a predicted model, not a curated record. Gene Ontology annotation, cellular component: cytoskeleton; membrane; intermediate filament. The transcript is spliced from 24 exons. Gene Ontology annotation, biological process: intermediate filament cytoskeleton organization; wound healing. Gene Ontology annotation, molecular function: cadherin binding; structural molecule activity. Bases 1 to 5328 code for a protein of 1775 amino acids. NCBI's taxonomy places the organism in Eukaryota, Metazoa, Chordata, Aves, Charadriiformes, Charadriidae.
AUGGUGGCAAUAUGUUCGUCUCUGGGUUUCAGGGAGAAGAGAGGGGAAGAGGAUGGCUACAACAAGUACAACCAACGCGGAGGGAAGCUCAGGCUCGCCGACAGCAUCGCUCCCGUUCCCACCGCCCGGGAGAUACGAAGUGGCUGCCUCCGCCACCCCCCUCCUGGCAGAGCAGCAGAGAAUUUUGUGUUUUGGAAAGUGUUCGAAAGGCAGCAUAUCUCCAGCAAAGAGCUGACCGAGCUCAUCGAACGCCUGCAGAAAAAUGCCGACCAGGUGGAGAAGAACAUCGUGGAGACUGACUCCCGAAUGCAAAAUGACUUGCACAAGAUCAAGGCAUGCCAGCUAGCGCAGUACAAGGACCUGACGGCUCAGAAACUCACCGAGUCCGACAAGCUGCUCUACGUGCUCGAUGGGGACGCGGCCAUCGCCCGGCACAUGAAGCAUCCCCAGGGUGACAUGAUCACAGAAGACAUCCGGCAGCUGAAGGAACGAGUGGCAAACUUGCGCGUGAAACACGGCCAGAUCUACAACUUCCCCCUGCAGCAUAUCGAGCCCCAGGUCAACUGGUCAACGGUGAUCGAGGAGAAACAGGACGCGUUAAGCAGCAAGGGCUUCGGGACCGACCUGCCGCUGGUCAACAGCCAAGUAGAAGAGCACAACAUCUUCCACAACGAGGUCAUGGCCAUCGGCCCACACAUGGCCAAGGAAGGCAACAAGGAAUACACGAGCGACUUCCAAGCCAAAUACCAGAAGCUGCUGGCCGGUUCCCAGCAGCGGCAGCAGGAUCUGAACUCCCUGCAGGACUACAUGCAGCGCUGCACCAACAAGCUCUACUGGCUGGAUCAGCAGGCCAAGGACAGGACCCAUUACGACUGGAGCGACCAAAACCUGGACUACCCCAGCCGGCGCCGCCAGUACGAGAACUUCAUCCACCGGAAGCUGGAGGAGAAGGAGGAGGCCAUCAACAAGCUGCAUACAGAUGGAGAUCAGCUGCUCGCCCAGAACCACCCAGGGAAGAACGCCAUCGAGGCUCACAUCGAGGCGGUGCACGCCGACUGGAAGGAGUACCUCAACCUGCUGAUCUGCGAGGAGAGCCACCUGAAGUUCAUGGAGGACUACCACAAGUUUCAGAAAGACGCUAAGGACGCGCAGGAGCUCUUGAAGAAGGUGGAUACAGACCUGGACCAAAAAUUCAGCCCAGAGUUCAAGGACAGAUACCAGCUCGAGUCUCUCCUCCGGGAGCUGGAUGACCAGGAGAAGGCCUUGGACAAGUAUGAGGCGGUGGUGAAGUCCCUGCAGGAGCGCAGCCAGCACGUCCUGCCCCUGCGGUACCGCCGCGAGACGCCACCCCAGCCUGUCCCCGUGGAGGCUCUCUGCGAGUAUGAAGGCGAGCAGGGCCAGAUAAGCCGAGGAGCCCACUACACCCUGCAGAAGAACACCGGAGAUGUUUGGGAAGUGGCAGACAGCUCAGGAGACAAGAUCAGCGCCCCGGGGGUCUGCUUCAUGAUCCCCCCGCCUGACCCAGAUGCGAUAGCGCUGGCGGACCAAAUUGCCGAUCACUACUCAACCGUGAAGGAGAAGACGGCCAACUGCAAGAACAUCCUCCAGCAGCGCUACGAGGGGCUGAAGGCAGACAGCAUCGGAGAUGCUGCAUCGGUUCGGGGGCGCCAGCUUCUGGCAGGGCUGGAGAAAGUCAACAGCGACCUGGACAAGCAGGAGAAAGCAAUAACGGCAAACCUCCGUCCACCGCUGGAGCAGAGCCGGGCUGUGCAGGACAGCACCGAACGCUCCAAGGACCUGAAGAACAUCACCAACGAGGUCCGUCGCAUUGAACCUGAGAAAACGAGGAAGAUCCAGGAGUGCGAGGUCUUCAUCGAAUCCGUGCCGAACACUGGCAGCGCCACCUUGGUUAAGAACAAGGUGGAGAAUACCAACAAGAAGUAUGACCGCGUGGUCCAGCUGCUCAGCGCUGCCCAAGAGAAAGUUGAGGUGGCCACGCACCUCGAGAGGAGCCUCCAGCAAGGCCGAGACCUGCUCUCUACCUAUGAGAACAAACUGGUUAUAGAUGACACGGUACCAGAGGAUUUGCGGGUGGUGGACCGUAAGAAAGAAGAGCUGCUGGCCAUGGGCACUGAGCUCCAGUCCAAAAGGUUCCUGCUCAAUGAAGCAGAGCAGAACUUGCUAAGGACGAAGACGUGCUCCAACGCCCUGGCCAGCAAGUUCCAGGAGCACUGCCCCGACAUCGAACGGCAAGAAGCCGAGCUCUACAAACUCAACCAGCGCUUCAACAACCUCAGCAAGCAAAUCGACCACAGAACGCAGACCCUGCAGAAAGCCAAAAGCGCCUAUUCCAACUACCGCACCAACUAUGACAAAAUCAACCAGUUCCUGUGCAACAUACCUAACUACGAGCCGCAGGAGACCGACAACAUCCAGCAAGUGGAAACGAAGCUGAAGAACCAAGCGGCGCUCCUCAGUGACAUCGCAAGCAAGGAACAGGAGGUGCAGAAGGUCUCCGCCACAGCUCAGCAAUACCAGCAGGCAGUGAAGGACUACGAGUUGGAAGCAGAGAAGCUACGGUCCAUCCUCGACCUAGAGAACGGCCGGAAUGGGUACAUGAGCAAGAAGCCCAGGCUCCAGUCUCCAGCCGCAAAAGUGAAAGAGGAGGAAGCUGUCCUGGCGGCCAAGUUCACCGAAGUGAACGCUGUGAACAAACAGAGGCUGCAGAACCUGGAGUUCGCUCAGAGCCUCCUGCGGCAGCAACCAGAGGUUCAAGUGACACAAGACUCCGUCCAGAGCAAAAAAUCCGUAAGGCCCGUGGAAGAAGUCUGGAAGUUGAAGAAAGAGCUUGAGGAUGAGACUCAGCGUCGGCAACAGCUAGAAGCGGAGAUCAAAGCCAUUCAGAACAACAUUGUCCACCUACAAAACCAGAAGCCCCAAGAAACCAUUAUUAAGAAAGAACUGCUGAAGAAAGUGCCCGACCCUCAGCUGGAGGAGAGCUUCCACAAACUGCAGCAAAACCUGGCAGAGGAGCAGCGCAAGAACCAGGUGCUCCAGGAUGAGCUGGAGGCUCUUAAAAUCAGGUUGCGCGUUUUGGAGCACGAGAAGAGGGAAGGAGGGCAGGAGUAUAUCGUGAAAGAAGUACUGCGCAUUGAACAAGAUAAGGCUCAAGCUGAUGAAAUCCUGAAGCUCAAAGAAGAAUUGGAAGAGCUCAGGAGGCAGGAAGGAACCAGAGAGAACGAAGUCGUCCUUUUACGCCAACAAAUUGCUGUGCUGUCCAGCGAGAAGAACAAAGAGCAGGAGAAGGUAACGGAGAAGGAGGACAAGCUCAAACGCCUUGAGAAGGAACGGGCCAUGGCUGAGGGCAAAAUUACCGUCAAGGAGGUGCUGAAGGUAGAGAAAGACUUAGCCAUCGAGAGGGAGGUGAACGAGCUCCGGCGCCAGUACGAAGACGAGAAGUCCAAGGGUCGUUCCAACGAGCGGGAAAAGGCUGAGCUGCUCAGGAAGAUCCAGCUGCUGGAGGAAGAGAACUCCAAGGUGGUCGUCCAGGAGAAAGUGCGUGAGAUUGUGCGCCCAGAUCCCAAGGCUGAAAACGAAGUUGCCAACCUUCGUUUGGAGCUGGUAGAGCAGGAGAGGAGAUACCGAGGUGGUGAUGAACAGCUGAAGAGCUGUCAGAAUGAGUUGGCCGCUCUGAGGAACAGAGGGCCACUGGUAGAAGUCAAAGAAGUCAUUAAGGAGGUCAUUAAGUACAAGAAUGAUCCAGAAACCGAAAAGGAACUACAGCGACUCCGGGAGGAAAUCAUAGAGAGGACGGGAGCAAUUGAAAGAGCCGAUCUUGAGAUCUACCAGCUGAAACAAGAGAUACAAGCUUUGAAAGAUACCAAACCUCAAGUGCAUACCAAGGAAGUCGUUCAAGAAAUUCUGCAGUUUCGGGAAGACCCCAAGACUAGAGAGGAGGUAGAGUCUCUGAGAGUGCAGCUAGCAGACGAACAGAUGAAACAUAUUGACCUGGAGAGGGAGCGGCUACUCCAAGAAGAGAAAGUAAGACAGAAGGAGGAAGAACUUUCCCAGGUGAAGGAGAAAGUGGUCCAACAGGAAGUAGUGAAGUAUGAGCAAGAUCCUGCCUUGAAAGCUGAAGUCAACUCCUUCUCUCAGAGCAUUGAGAGCGAGCUGAAGCAAAUUGAUUGCCUCCGUGAAGAACUCCGCAAGCUGCAGAGGCGGCGGUCUGAGCUAGAGCGUCAGCUAGAAGAACUUGAGAAGGAGAGACAAGCCCGCAGAGAGGCUGAACUGGAGGUGCAGAGGCUGAAGAUUAGGUUGAACGAGCUGGAAGAACAGGAGAGGGAGACAACUGAACGCGUGACUGUGAAACAGAAAGUGAUCCUUCAGCAAGAUCCCCAGCAAGAGAAGGAGCAUUCCCUCCUCAAGCUGGAGCUAGAAGAAGAGAAGCACCGGAGACAAGUCUUGCAAACUGAACUAGAAGCCCUGAGAAAGAAGCUCCUUUCUUUGGAGAAGAUGGAGGUCAAAGAGAAAGUGGUCUUUUCAGAGAGCGUCCAAGUGGACAAAGGAGACACAGAGUACGAGAUUCAAAAGCUGAAGAGCAAUCUGGAGGAAGAAAGCAGGCGUAAGAGGGAGCUAGAUGCAGAUAUCAACCGCCUCGAAACCAGGCUGUCCGAGGUGGAAUUCAACAACUCCAAGUCCUCGAAGGAGCUAGACUUAUUAAGGGAGGAAAACCACAAACUACACCUUGAGAAACAGAACCUGCUGAUGGAAACAAGGAGGCUGCAGUCAGAGAUUGAACUCACAGCGACAGAAGCUCGGGAUCUGAGAAACAUGACCCAUGUGGACAGUGGAAUGAACCUGGACUCCAGAUUCCAAGCUUUGGAAAGAGAGUUAAAUGAUCUGAAGCAGUUAUCCAGAGAAAAAGAUGCGGAGAUCGAGCAACUCCAGAAUCGCCUCAAGACAGUGGCUAUCAAGAGGGAGCAAAGAGAGAACCACCUGAGGCGCUCCAUUGUGGUCAUCGACCCCGAUACAGGAAAAGAAAUGUCUCCAGAAGAAGCUCAUGUGCUCGGCCUCAUUGAAUGGAGCUUGUUUGUCAAACUGAAGAGUCAGGAAUGUGACUGGGAGGAGAUCUCAAUAAAGGGUCCCAAUGGGGAAUCGUCUGUCAUCCUCGACAGAAAGUCCGGUAGAGAGUUCUCAAUUGAGGAUGCCUUGAAGAGCGGAAGGCUAACCAUGGCUCAGUACAACAGUUACCUCAACAAGGAGAUGUCGAUCCAGGAGUUGGCAGUCUUGGUGUCCGGAAGUAAUUACGCAGCGCUCCCUCCACUUUAG